Messenger RNA from Lycium barbarum (goji berry), 651 nucleotides. RefSeq names its product F-box/kelch-repeat protein At3g23880-like. NCBI's taxonomy places the organism in Eukaryota, Viridiplantae, Streptophyta, Magnoliopsida, Solanales, Solanaceae. Bases 1 to 651 code for a protein of 216 amino acids. The transcript has a single exon. Gene Ontology annotation, molecular function: protein binding. The record is from RefSeq and is a predicted model, not a curated record.
AUGACAAGUAAUACAGAGAGUUACUCCCGAGAAGAACUUGUUAAUGAUCAUGUUUUAACGAGAUUACCUGUUAAAUCAUUGUUGCGAUACAAACGUGUGUGUAAAAGUUGGCGCGAUCUCAUCAUAAGCUCGAGUUUCAUCAAAAAACACCUCGAUAACGAGAGCACUGGUACUCGUAAAAUAGUAGCCAAGUUUGGUGUUGACUACGACACCGAACCUUCGCCUACAAGGCAAUUUCAUUUUUACUUACUCCCUGAUAAAAUAUUUGCUGGAACUGUCCCUACUCAUCAGAGGACUUUUUAUAUCGAUGGUGUAAGUGAUUUCAGAGAUAUUCAUGGUCCAAUGAAUGGAAUUUUCCUAUUAGAGAAGGGACACUUCAUGGAUAAUAUUCGGUUUGCUUGGUGGAAUCCUGCAACGAAACAGAUUAGGCUUAUUCCUAAGUUCGAAUUUGAGCUCAAAGAAACGUUCAAUGAUUGUUGUCGUGUGCUUGGAAUGGGUUACGACAAAACAAACAACUCAGGACUAGGACAUUUUGGGAUGAAUGGACGACCGAUCUUCAUCCCAAGAUUUUCGCUGCUCUGUAUUCGACGAAACAUGACUCGUGGAAGUACUUGGAACCUAAUUACUCACACGAAUGUGAAAUAUCAGUGA